Molecule: messenger RNA, 441 nt
Organism: Histoplasma mississippiense
Lineage: Eukaryota; Fungi; Ascomycota; Eurotiomycetes; Onygenales; Ajellomycetaceae
Exons: 4
Coding region: 1-441 (146 amino acids)
Biological process (GO): vesicle-mediated transport
Cellular component (GO): Golgi membrane
Source: RefSeq, a predicted model, not a curated record
AUGACGAUUGCAGAGGAGUUCAAGUCGAGGAAUUUUAGCAUCUAUGGACAAUGGACUGGUGUCCUGUGCAUACUUCUCUGUUUCGCACUGGGGAUUGCGAAUAUUUUCAGUAAGGUCAUAGCAUUCAGCAUAGUUUGCUUAGCCUCAUCCUUUGUCAUAAUAUUCGUUGAAGUUCCUCUUCUCUUACGAAUUUGUCCCACGUCCUCAACAUUCGAUUCCUUUAUCAGACGGUUCACGACGAACUACAUGCGAGCUUUGAUGUACGUCAUCCUCAGCGUCGUCCAGUGGCUGAGCUUAAUUGUCGGACCUUCCAGCCUCCUUGCUGCUGCUGUCGUUCUCUCGGUUUCAGCAAUAUUCUACGCACUAGCUGGCAUCACAAAGCAAGAAUUCAUGGGCAGCAAGACUCUUGGUGGUCAGGGCGUUGCACAGAUGAUUGUAUAA